AGACGGAGUCGCUAAUUCCACUUGAUUCUAUUUACGUUCAGCAAUACACCGUGUGUUUACCUAGGUACCUAGGUACCCGGGUACCUGGGUAACCUUUAUCAUGUCCGGUACAAAAGUACCUAUGUACAUAGUAGUCACGGUGACGACCUUGGUGAUAUAUUGUCUACCUACCUGAUUACUUAGGUAGGUAGACGAAAACACAACACACUUUUUAAAUUUCUUCCUUCAUACACAAACAACUUUUCCUUCUUCUUUCUUUUUCGUGCUCGUCAACGAACAUUCAUUUUUCCCACAUUACAACCCAAAUUCUCGAGACACGACCGUGAGCAUCCACAUUUCUUUCUCUUCACCUAUUCUUGCAUUAACGUGUCUACUCUAGCCAAUUUAUCGUAGCCAUGGAGUCGAACGUCGAUAAACCGGUCGAUACCGACCCCAACCCGCAUACUCCUACUAAGGGCGAGGAGGCGAAUGCAAAGUCGUCACCCAGGACAGCCCCAGAGACCACGGCAAUGGGAAAGCCACCCACGCCAAAGGCCGAAAAGGCCGACCCGCUACCGAAGGCUGACCUGGAGCCAAAGACCACGGCCGAGCCCAAGCCUGAGGCGCCGCUCAAGGUAAAGAAGACCGAAAAGUCAACACCUGAUGAGGUCCUUAUUGACGAUAACCAGCAGGCCGCUCUAGAAACAGGUCUUCCUGGUAGUCCUACUGGCAAUUCGCAAACUAUUGCCACACCUACCGAAGACCAAGCCUUCCCACCUUCACCUCUUCAUCCUCAUCCUCAUCCUCAUUCUCCAAUUCCCACCACAACACCUCUAUCUCCCCAUCCACAUACAAGUGCUGCUACGGCACCUGUAUCUCCAUCUUCAUAUCCAUAUUCACAUUUUCCUCCAACUCCUACUGUAUCGUCUCUCACUUCUUCACCUUCGCCCUCACCUUCACCCCCCACUAUUGCACCUGCAGUCAAUCAGCCUAAUACUUUGGCAACCACUGACAGCAGCCCAAGUCCUGCGAUGGCAGAGAAAGAUCCUCAGAAAAACCCCCCCAUGCCCGGGGUACCGGAGGCACCGCAGGCACCGUCGGGUCCACCUACGGCUGAACGCGGACGCGGUCGCGGCCGUGGCCGUGGUCGUGGCCGUGGCCGAGGAGCUCCUGUCUCUAGACGACAGGAAAGACCCCCUCUACACCCGGACGAUAUCGGAAACUUUCCGGGCAUGCCAGUAGCUGCUGGUCCUGGCCGGAUUUUUAUUAGACGCGGAGGUGGAACCAGUACAGUGCAGAAAAGGAAGUUGAGUGAUGAAGAGGCAGAAGAGAAUGCCGAGAAGAAGACCGAGGCAGAGGGUACUAGCAAGAGCAAGAAGAUGCGAACUGAGGCAGCUCAAUCGUCUGAACGUCAAACUAACGCCCAAGCCAGCCCCAGCUUCGGCCCUCAGACCAACCCCCAAGCUGGCCCCAGCUUCGGCCCCAGCUCUAUCUCCAACUCCGGCCCCGGCUCUAUCCCCAACUACGGCCCCGGCUCUAUCCCCAACUCUGGCCGCGCUCUAUACGACAAUUACCUCUACUUUGACUCAUUUAACACCCUCCCCAUGACGUCUCGUGCCAAUCUUAUCGAUUUCUGUCAACGAUUGCCUGAUAGCGCAUUCCGUAGACCCGAGCCCAGGGCUGCUCUGCCAUCGGUAUCGGAAGUAGGAUCGGACGUAAGUCGUCUAAGCGUGUCACCUGUUGGACACGACCCGAUGGGUCAUGGUCCCUUUAGGCCGCCUUCCUCUAGCCCCGAUCCAAGUUAUCCAGCUGUUCGAGAUGGUAGACUCUCUGCCCUUGCCUUGAGUAGGCCUGGAUCUACAGUUGGUAUGUCAAACAUGUCUGCGGAGGGCACUUAUCGCUCGGGAAAUUCUGCUCAAGGAUUCAACGUGCCUAAUCAGGCUACGCAUCCCUCUGCGCAUCCCAACAGAGGUCCGAUUCCCAAUGCCCCUACUGCAGCUACACCUGCAUAUCAGUCUCCCGCAUGGAACACAGCCAGUUCGGUCUCUUACCUUGGUAACCCAAACCCUUCCAUGCACACCCAUAGGGUUCAGAGUUACUCGAACCAACCUAUGGCUCGACCGAUGGCCCAGCCUGUGGCUCAACCAAUGACCCAGCCUAUGACUCGAGCUCCUAUCCAACGUUCGUCCCAACCUGACAGUCAACAUCCGGGUCAGUAUGCUCCUCAAUAUCCGGGUCAGUAUGUUCAACAUCCGGGUCAGUAUGCUCCUCAACGUACGGCUCAAUCGCAGCCCCGACCCACAGCUCAACCUAUGAUUCGACCUGUGGGCCAGCCUACAGCCCAAGCUACAACCCAACGUUCGUUUCAACCUGGUAUUCAACGCAUGAGCCAGAAUGCUCCUCAGCGUGUGGUUCAAAAUGAUGUUUGGCCUACGGCUCACCCUACACCUCGAGCUACGAUUCAACCCACUCGUCGAGCUACGGGCCAGUAUGCUCCCCAGCAUACGGGUCAACCUGCACCUACCCCUCGAGCUAUUGGCCAACCUACCCCUCGAGCUAUGGGCCAGCCUAUUCCUCAAGCUGCGGCUCACCCUACUGCUCGAGCUAUUAUUCAGCCUAGAACUGUAGCUGAGGUUCAAGCUCGGGAUCUACCCACGGUUAAGCCCCGGUCUCUGAAUGAAGCUGUACUUGCUCUUCAGCGUACGGCUCAGCCGGAUAUCCAGCCGACUCCUCAAAUUCGCAAAUGCAAAAUCUGCCGAAAGAACUUCGACCAGAAUAAGAGAGAAAAGUGCCCGGACAAUCGAGGUAAGUGCAGUUACACCUAGUAUUCUAAUAUAAGCAUUACUAACAUACAUAUUUAGUACAUCGCGGCACGCUUAUGACUGGUCAUGUAGAGACUCUGAAUCCUUGGACACAGGAAACAGACUAUCGAGAAA
Annulohypoxylon maeteangense is the source of this 2915-nucleotide messenger RNA. RefSeq lists its product as uncharacterized. The coding region runs from base 396 to 2804 and encodes 802 amino acids. Lineage: Eukaryota; Fungi; Ascomycota; Sordariomycetes; Xylariales; Hypoxylaceae. The transcript has 2 exons. The record is from RefSeq and is a predicted model, not a curated record.